AUGGCCCAGUAUUUCAAGAAGGUGCUCGGGGACACACUCCUCACCAAGCCUGUGGACAUUGCGGCCGACGGGCUCCCCUCCCCAAACCAGCUCAAGAGGAAGAUCCUUAUCAAGCACAAGAAGUUGGCUGAGGGCAGUGCCUACGAGGAGGUGCCUACAUCGGUGAUGUACUCUGAGAACGACAUCAGCAACUCCAUCAAGAACGGCAUCCUCUACCUGGAAGACCCAGUGAACCAUGAGUGGUACCCCCAUACUUCGUCUUGA
This is a messenger RNA of Capra hircus (goat), 264 nucleotides long. RefSeq names its product 1-phosphatidylinositol 4,5-bisphosphate phosphodiesterase gamma-1-like. The record is from RefSeq and is a predicted model, not a curated record. Gene Ontology annotation, molecular function: phosphatidylinositol-4,5-bisphosphate phospholipase C activity. Gene Ontology annotation, biological process: phosphatidylinositol-mediated signaling; lipid metabolic process; positive regulation of epithelial cell migration. The coding region runs from base 1 to 264 and encodes 87 amino acids. The transcript is spliced from 3 exons. Lineage: Eukaryota; Metazoa; Chordata; Mammalia; Artiodactyla; Bovidae.